Molecule: messenger RNA, 798 nt
Organism: Chionomys nivalis (European snow vole)
Lineage: Eukaryota; Metazoa; Chordata; Mammalia; Rodentia; Cricetidae
Gene: Magohb
Product: mago homolog B, exon junction complex subunit
Exons: 6
Coding region: 251-559 (102 amino acids)
Biological process (GO): RNA splicing
Cellular component (GO): nucleus; exon-exon junction complex; catalytic step 2 spliceosome
Source: RefSeq, a predicted model, not a curated record
CUCUUUCCCGGCAGUGCAGUGGGCUUUACCGAGGGCGAAAAUGUCUAUGGGUAGUGAUUUCUACCUGCGCUACUACGUUGGGCACAAGGGCAAGUUUGGGCACGAGUUUCUGGAGUUCGAGUUUCGGCCGGACGGUGGUCAGCCCUGUUAAGAAGAAGCUGAAUAUCUCCUUACCAGUCACUGGCUGUCAGAACACAUUGAACUGGGAAAGCUUAGAUAUGCCAACAACAGCAACUAUAAAAACGAUGUGAUGAUCAGAAAAGAGGCCUAUGUUCACAAGAGUGUAAUGGAAGAACUGAAGAGAAUUAUCGACGACAGUGAAAUUACAAAAGAGGACGACGCUUUGUGGCCGCCCCCUGACAGGGUUGGCCGGCAGGAACUUGAAAUUGUAAUUGGGGAUGAACACAUUUCUUUUACCACAUCAAAAAUAGGUUCUCUUAUUGAUGUAAAUCAAUCAAAGGAUCCCGAAGGACUCCGUGUAUUUUACUAUUUGGUGCAGGACUUGAAAUGUUUAGUGUUCAGUCUCAUUGGACUGCAUUUCAAGAUUAAGCCAAUUUAAUUUAUUACUUUAAAGGUUAUUUAUAUAUUUAAUUAAAGGAAGGUUUUUUAUUGAUAAUUUUGGGAUUUUUAUGAAUGUGAAACUUUUGUAUAUAAACUCAAUAUGUGAAAAAAAAACAGGUUUAAUGGUUUUUCUCUCGUGGGUCCAUGUGGGCUAGACAGUCCCUAUAUGCAUUUGAUUCUGUAAAUAAAAGCCACUUUUUGUUAAAAUUUUGCUCUAAUAAAAUGUACUAAAGCCUG